Molecule: messenger RNA, 1143 nt
Organism: Phytophthora sojae
Lineage: Eukaryota; Oomycota; Peronosporomycetes; Peronosporales; Peronosporaceae
Exons: 2
Coding region: 1-1143 (380 amino acids)
Source: RefSeq, a predicted model, not a curated record
AUGUAUCUGUUGGCUCUGAGGCCACUUGGGUCACUAUCCAGGGGAGUGACCGAUAGCGAGGUAACGCCGGCGACUCACAUUUCACUCGCAAAGUCGAAAUUCAUCGACAACGGCGCGAGCUCUGGCGCCUCGGCUCCCGGGCCUCACAGAGCAACUGGCGCAUCGCCGAGCAAGCCGCAGGGUCUCCACGUCGACCGGAAGCAUGCCUCCAAAGCGCAGUGCGCGCAGUGCGAAAGCACCUUCGAAACCGCGGGCCGUAGGGCCGAAGACCAGGGCGGCCAAGGCCAAGGACGAGUCGUCCGCGAGGCGGCCGAGGAGGCAGUGCGCUCCCGUAGCAGCACGCCGGAGGGCGGGCCUCGGUCUCGGAGUCGGAGCAAGACUCCCAAGGCCACGCCAAGUGGUGAGGGGAGCUCUCGGCCCCAGUCGGAGCAGGCCAAGCCAGCCUUCGACUGGUCGGCCAACAUCAAGAACUGCACGCUGGUUGUGCAUUCCGGUGAGAGCUCACCCGAGGGCAGCGACAACGCUGCCAAAGACGAAGCACUGGCGGCGAGCAGCGCGCCCAGCUCUCCGCCUUUCCCGAACGCUCCGUCCGAGAAGGAGGCCGAGGACGUCGAGUCCAGCGCCGGCGUCGGCGACAGCAAGCAGGCGGAAGAAGACGAUGUCGUUAUGGCCGACGCGGAGGACAUGGCCGAGAAGUCGUCGAGCGACGCGGGCUCCGAGCCCAAGGCGGUGUCGCCACCCAAGCAUCUGACGCUGGCACAAGGUCGUGAGCGUGCCCAAGCGUCGAAGGCGGCUGCCGCUACGAAGACCGAAGAGGCCAGGGCGAAGAAGCGUCCCGUUUCCACGUCACCUCGCGGUACCAGCUCCAAGCUGUUCAGCGACUCGGAGUCUGAGGACGAGGAGGGUGCCGUCCAUGAGCCCAAGAAGCUCUCCAACGACCUCGACGAGCAGCAGGAGCAGUACCACGCUGCUCGUUCGGGGGCACACGCCAGGCAGUCGGCUGCCGCGACUGCUGUCGAGUCUUCGUCAGGCGGUAGUGCCACGUAUCCGCAGGGCUACUUCCCGCCCGAGCCUGGCACUGGUGCGCCGCACCCGACUUACGACGUGACCCUCGGGUGUCUUCGUCUCGUGGCGCCGCCUUGA